ACCCAGAAUCCAAUUGGGAUCAGGUUUUCCCAAAGUUGAGCUAGCUGCCCUUUUGCUCGAUUCGUCGAGCAAAUCAAGACUACAGAAGAAAAAGUACAGAGCUUUAUUUAGCAAAUAGCAAUGGCUUCGAAUCUCGUGGAAAUGUUUAAUGCUGCUUUGAAUUGGGUUACUAUGAUGCUGGAGAGUCCUUCAGCUAGAGUUGUCUUAUUCGGUUUCCCAAUCCGAGGGCACUUCUUUGUGGAAGGGUUGUUGGGUGUUGUCAUUGUUAUUCUCCUCACUAGGAAGAGUUACAAACCUCCCAAGCGACCAUUGACCGAGCAGGAAAUAGAUGAGUUAUGUGAUGAAUGGGUUCCUGAACCUCUUAUACCUCCAAUUACUGAAGACAUGAAGCAUGAGCCACCAGUUCUUGAAAGUGCUGCUGGACCGCAUACAACAGUUAAUGGCAAAGAUGUGGUGAAUUUUGCUUCAGCUAAUUAUCUUGGGCUCAUUGGCCACGAGAAGUUGCUGGAAUCAUGUACUUCUGCAUUAGAAAAAUAUGGUGUCGGUUCUUGUGGUCCUCGUGGAUUCUAUGGUACAAUUGAUGUCCAUCUUGACUGCGAAACCAGAAUAUCAAAAUUUUUGGGUACUCCCGAUUCAAUCCUCUAUUCUUAUGGACUUUCCACGAUGUUCAGCACAAUACCUUGUUUCUGUAAGAAAGGCGAUGUCAUUGUUGCUGAUGAGGGUGUUCACUGGGGAAUACAAAAUGGACUUCAGCUUUCAAGAAGUACAAUUGUGUACUUCAAGCACAAUGACAUGGAAUCCCUUCGAAGUACCCUUGAGAAAAUCAUGACAAAGUACAAGCGCUCAAAGAACUUGAGGCGUUAUAUUGUAGCUGAAGCUGUAUAUCAGAAUUCUGGUCAAAUUGCGCCUCUGGAUGAGAUUGUAAAACUAAAAGAGAAGUAUAGGUUUCGUGUUAUAUUGGAUGAAAGCAACUCUUUUGGUGUGCUUGGCCGUUCUGGGAGAGGUCUUGCAGAGCAUCAUAGUGUCCCUAUUGAGAAGAUAGAUGUUGUGACUGCUGCAAUGGGCCAUGCAUUAGCCACAGAAGGUGGAUUUUGCACCGGGAAUGCCCGCAUCAUCGAUUACCAGAGGCUUAGCAGUUCAGGAUAUGUGUUCUCAGCUUCGUUGCCACCAUACCUUGCAAGUGCUGCUAUCACCGCCAUUGAUGUCAUUGAUCAAAACCCGGAUAUGUUAGUUAAGCUGAAGCAAAAUAUUGCUCUGUUAUGGAAAGGAUUGUCAGAUAUCAAGGGGAUGUCGUUAACAAGCAACCGGGAAUCGCCUAUUGUUUUCUUAAAAUUAGAGAAGUCUAGCGGUUCAGCUAAAGACGAUUUGCUUCUACUUGAGGAAAUGGCUGACCGUGCUUUGAAGGAAGACUCGUUGUUGGUUGUGAGUUCUAAAAGAUCGUUUCUUGAUAAAUGCCGGUUACCUGUGGGAAUCAAACUCUACGUUUCUGCGGGACAUUCAGAGUCCGAUCUUCUUAAAGCAUCCGAGUCACUGAAGAGACUUGCUUCAGAACUUCUACUCAAGACUUGAAACACCAAACUCUUUUCUUCAAGAACAACACCAAGGGAACUCUUUCAACACAUGCGUUUGAGACAAUAGACAACAGAAUUCGCAGACUCAACAGCUUGCAGAUGUUCAUAGAAGAUUCCUAAACCGGUUCUCUACUUUCAGUAAUGGGCUUGUGGUUUAUCUGAAGCUAAAUUGACGAAGGAGGAUUAUCGAAGACAAUGGCUUCUUGUUCUUUCAUUUAUGAAAUUUGUUCCAAAUGUUUUUCGUUUGAUCAUCUGAGUUCUUUCUUUUUUUCCUACUUAUACCCUUAAUGAUCAAGUAGCUUUAGCGUUGUUGCAGAAAUUCAAAAACUUUCAAGUUAUGGGAAAACUAAAAAGUUCAUGUUCUA
Molecule: messenger RNA, 1936 nt
Organism: Arabidopsis arenosa
Lineage: Eukaryota; Viridiplantae; Streptophyta; Magnoliopsida; Brassicales; Brassicaceae
Source: the annotation of a GenBank genome assembly